AUGAAAGUAGAACAACCAGGCGGGGUUCUCGCCUCGGAAACGCCAGAUACGCCGCCAGUGGGAAAUACUAACUCAGAUAGCGACAGUAAAACACUGGAUCACUACGAAGAAAAGGAUGCCAGCCAUGCUUUCAAUGAGCAGACGAACUAUGUCCGCCCAAGAACGAUCAUCACGAUCUUUUUGGCAUGUGCCAGCGUCGAUCUCGUGGCCCUUAUGGACCAGACGACACUAGCCGCCAGUUUGAACAUUGUUGGCAAUGCUCUCAACGCGAGUAACCAGACCGCCUGGAUUGCCAGUGGCUAUUACAUAACAUCCACUACUGGCCAAUUGUUGUAUGGGCGCUUGUCUGAUAUUUGGUCGCGAAAAGUCAUUCUUCUAAUCGGUCUUGCGAUAUUCUUCACCGGAUCUCUGGCAUCUUCCGUAGCUGCAACAGGCACACAACUCAUUGUCUUCCGAGCAUGGACCGGUAUCGGAGGCGGCGGGCUUAUGACUGUGGCACAGAUGAUUGUCAGCGAUGUGGUACCGCUAAGGGAAAGAGGAAAAUACCAGGGAAUAUUGGGGGCUGUCGUGGCCAUCGCUAACGGCAUUGGGCCUGUCAUUGGUGGUGCGCUGGCUUCUCAGUCACACGACUCCUGGAGGUGGAUUUUUCGUCUCAACAUGCCUCUCACUCUUCUAACUACUCUCUGUGUCAUUUUCUUUAUGCCUCUUAGAAAAGUGGAAGGGGACUGGAAAGUGAAACUGAAGGCCGUCGACUUUGUAGGGGGCGCCCUGGCUCUGGCUGGUACAUCAGUCUUGAUGCUGGGUCUCACUUGGGGCGGAGGAGAGUACCCAUGGAACUCUGCUCAUGUCAUUGCCACGAUUAUUGUCGGGUUUUUUGUUUCUGUUGGCUUCGUCGCCUGGCAGUGGAAAGGCGCGAGGGUUCCACUUGUGCCGCUGCAUAUCUUCAAGUCCAAGAUUGUAAACGGCGCCUGUAUCACCAUGGCUAUAAACGGAUGGAACUUUGUUGUCCAAGUUUACUAUAUCCCUGCCUUCUAUCAGCUGGCAUUCGGCUACUCCGCCACAAAGGCAGGCGCUAUGUUGCUUCCCGUCACCCUCACGCAAACUCUGUUCAGUACAUUGUCUGGGCUAGUAGUGCAUAAAGUAGGACGCUACAGGGAAUGCAUUCUCCUUGGGUGGGUGAUGUGGGCCGUUGGUGUUGGCCUCAUGUCUACUCUUGACGAGACAUCCAGUGUGGGAAAGCAAGUAGGGUACUCUCUACUAAUUGGUGCCGGAGUGGGCAAUACUUUACAGCCCGCCUUGAUAGCAAUCCAGGCUGGUGUGAGUCGUCGAGACAUGGCAGUGGUCACAUCCUUUCGGAACUUUAUCCGAAAUCUAGGAAGCACUAUCGGACUUGCAAUUUCUGGAACACUUAUCAACAACAUUCUUUCAAGCAGCAUUGCCGGGUUGAACAUAUCAGAUGAAGAUUCUAGAAGACUGCUUGCCAAUCCACAGCACGUCAUGUCAGAGAUGUCUCAAGCGGAGGCGGAACUUGCAAGAGCAGCGAUUUUGCCAGGUUACAGGAAGGCAUUUCGCACCAUCUUCCUCAUCAUGGCAGGGCUGGCCUCUGUGGCCUUCGUUGUAGCAUUUUUCAUGAUGCCUCAAGUAGAGCUUAGUCGACCUGACGACAAUCAGUUGAAAGAUGCCGCUCGAAAGGAAGGGGAGGAAAAGGAGAGCGCGACGAAGUAG
Colletotrichum truncatum is the source of this 1725-nucleotide messenger RNA. Its product is annotated as MFS drug transporter. The record is from RefSeq and is a predicted model, not a curated record. Gene Ontology annotation, biological process: transmembrane transport. Gene Ontology annotation, cellular component: plasma membrane. Lineage: Eukaryota; Fungi; Ascomycota; Sordariomycetes; Glomerellales; Glomerellaceae. Gene Ontology annotation, molecular function: transmembrane transporter activity.